Plectropomus leopardus (leopard coralgrouper) is the source of this 885-nucleotide messenger RNA. NCBI's taxonomy places the organism in Eukaryota, Metazoa, Chordata, Actinopteri, Perciformes, Serranidae. The record is from RefSeq and is a predicted model, not a curated record.
UUCUGUUGUUGCAGCUUGAGAUCUCCAGUCUAGAGAGGAGUCGUUCUGUGAUGGCAGAAGAGCUGGUUCGACUCACCAAUCAAAACGAUGAGAUGGAGGAGAUGGUGAAGGAAAUCCCCAAGUUGAAGGUUCAACUCAAAGAUCUGGAGCAGAGGCACAACACCAUCCUGCAGAUGUACGGAGAAAAGGCAGAAGAGGCAGAGGAACUUAGACUGGACCUUGAAGAUGUGAAAAACAUGUACAAAACCCAGAUUGAUGAACUUCUGAAGAACCAGAAAUAAACAGUUUUUGCUGAACUGUGUUACCUCUGGGACACACAAACAAAUCAGUCGACCAUCUUAGCCACCACACGUACAUUCACAAAAAAGAUAGUGCAGAGAGUUUAAGUUUAAUCAUUUUGUCAAAAGAAAAUGAUUUUAUCUUUUAUUUUAUAUUAAUUAAUUAUCACACUAUAAUUAAGAGGGUAUGCUGGGAUUAUGCAUAACAUAUGAUGUGUUAUUACAUAAUCAGUAUGAAGGGUAGCCAGAGUUUGUGAAUCAGUUUACCAUUUGAAAUCUUUGGGACUUAGCACAAAUUUUGCUUUACACACAGUUUCUCAUGAUUAAAGUUUUAAUAUAGUAUUGUAUUGACAGUUUAGAACUGUAGGAGAUGGUGAAGGUUUUUUGCACUAUACAAAUUCAUCCUUCUUUAUUUUUUAAUGCAUAAUCAGAAUGGUUAAAGAAAUAUAUAAAGAUAUUGUACAGAGAAGUGUAAGUAUUGUUAUUAACUCCUUGCAAAUCACAAAAUGUGGUGUAGACCCGAGAGUAGUCUGUGACUGAAAUCCUGAAGAUUGGAUUUUAAAGCUUAUAAAUAUGUAAAUGAAUAAACAUUUAUUUGGGUGGUGAA